Messenger RNA from Sinocyclocheilus rhinocerous, 3378 nucleotides. RefSeq names its product importin-7-like. Gene Ontology annotation, molecular function: small GTPase binding. Gene Ontology annotation, cellular component: cytosol; nuclear envelope. The record is from RefSeq and is a predicted model, not a curated record. The coding region runs from base 176 to 3346 and encodes 1056 amino acids. NCBI's taxonomy places the organism in Eukaryota, Metazoa, Chordata, Actinopteri, Cypriniformes, Cyprinidae. Gene Ontology annotation, biological process: protein import into nucleus. The transcript is spliced from 25 exons.
GUCCUACCGGGGAACGGAAACUCGCUGUGGAGAAGUUGGCGCUGAUCUAUCCGGCCCAUCUCCGCUGCUCUUCCUUUCGCGCCGGUAGCCGAAGAAUCGAGCGUCCAUGUGCGCAGCGCCCGGGACUUCAUAGAUCACUGAGCCUUCCGAAUCCGAGCCAGACCGCGACCUUGUAAUGGAUAUCAACUCUUUGAUCGAGGCCCUUCGGGGCACGAUGGACGCAAAUUUGCGUGAGGCCGCAGAGAGACAACUGAACGAGGGCCAUACCCAGGUGCACUUUUUGUCUACACUACUGCAGGUGACCAUGUCUGAACAGUUGGAUUUGCCUGUACGGCAAGCAGGUGUGAUCUACCUGAAGAACAUGGUGACACAGCACUGGAGUGAAGGAGAUAAUGCAAACACUGAAGGGCCUACCAGUAACAUCCCAGAAGAGGACAGGCAGUUCAUUCGAGACCACAUAGUGGAGGCAAUCAUCCAAUCCCCAGAGCGCCUCAGAGUGCAACUCACAACUUGCAUUCACCACAUGAUCAAGCAUGACUACCCCGCAAGAUGGACUGCUAUCGUCGACAAGAUUGGCUUUUACCUGCAGUCUGAUAACAGUGGCUGCUGGCUGGGCAUCCUGCUGUGCCUCUACCAGCUGGUCAAGAAUUAUGAGUAUAAGAAGCCUGAGGAGCGCCAGCCAUUGGUCGCUGCCAUGCAGAUCUUUAUGCCCAUGUUGAAGGACCGAUUCGUACAGCUUCUGCCGGACCAAUCCAAUGACUCUGCCCUGGUGCAGAAACAGAUCUUCAAGAUCCUUUACGCUCUCUUCCAGUACAACCUCCCUCUGGAACUGAUUAAUCGCCAGAUUCUGACCGAGUGGAUGGAGAUUCUGAAGACUGUCGUGGACAGAGAUGUUCCUCCAGAGGCCCUUCAGGUGGAUGAAGACGAGAGGCCCGAGCUGCCCUGGUGGAAGUGCAAGAAGUGGGCACUUCACAUCCUCGCCCGGCUCUUCGAAAGGUAUGGCAGCCCUGGCAACACAACCAAAGAGUAUACAGAGUUUGCAGAGCUUUUCCUCAAGGGUUAUGCCGUGGCUGCACAGCAGGUACUGUUGAAGGUGUUGUAUCAGUAUAAGGAAAAGCAAUACGUGGCUCCCAGAGUCUUGCAGCAGACACUAAAUUACAUCAACCAGGGAAUCGCACAUGCCGUCACUUGGAAGAACCUAAAGCCACACAUCCAAGGAAUCAUUCAGGACGUGGUGUUCCCCCUCAUGUGCUACACAGACAGCGAUGAAGAGCUCUGGCAGGAAGACCCUUAUGAAUACAUCCGCAUGAAAUUUGAUGUUUUUGAAGACUUCAUCUCCCCCACCACUGCAGCUCAGACGCUCCUCUUCACCGCUUGCAACAAAAGGAAGGAGGUGCUGCAGAAGUCCAUGGGCUUCUGUUAUCAGAUCCUCACAGACCCUGCCUGUGACCCCAGGAAAAAAGAUGGCGCUCUUCAUAUGAUUGGCUCGCUGGCUGAGAUUCUUCUCAAGAGGAAGAUCUACAAAGACCAGAUGGAGUUCAUGUUGCAGAAUCAUGUCUUCCCUCUGUUCCGCAGUGAGCUGGGUUACAUGAGAGCCAGGGCCUGCUGGGUUCUUCAUUACUUCUGUGAGGUCAAGUUCAAGAUUGACCAGAACUUGCAGACAGCCCUUGAGCUCACCCGCCUGUGUCUGAUCAACGACAACGAGAUGCCUGUUAAAGUGGAGGCUGCCAUUGCCCUCCAGGUCCUCAUCAGCAAUCAGGAGAAAGCCAAAGAUUACAUCACCCCCCACAUCCGACCCGUGAUGCAGGCUCUCCUCCAAAUUGUGCGUGAGACAGAGAAUGACGAUCUUACCAACGUCAUCCAGAAGAUGAUCUGCGAGUACAGUGAGGAGGUCACACCAAUCGCUGUAGAGAUGACCCAGCAUUUGGCCAUGACCUUCAACCAGGUGAUCCAGACAGGGCCUGAUGAGGAAGGAGGUGACGAUAAAGCAGUGACCGCCAUGGGCAUCCUUAACACCAUUGACACACUGCUGAGUGUAGUGGAGGACCAUAAAGAGAUUUUGUCAGGAGACCCAGGGGAGGACCCAGAAUGCCAUGGGGCCAAGCUGUUGGAGGUUAUCAUUCUACAGUGCAAAGGUCGUGGUAUUGACCAGGUGGUGCCCUUGUUUGUAACAACCGCUUUGGAGCGUUUGACGCGUGAAGUGAAGACCAGCGAGUUGAGGACCAUGUGUCUGCAGGUGGCCAUCGCUGCGCUCUAUUACAGUCCUCCUCUGCUCCUCAACACACUGGAGAAUCUGCGGUUCCCCAACAACACCGAGCCCAUUACCAACCACUUCAUCUCCCAGUGGCUCAAAGACAUUGACUGCUUCCUCGGGCUCCACGACCGAAAGAUGGCUCUAAUUUUGUCAGGAGACCCAGGGGAGGACCCAGAAUGCCAUGGGGCCAAGCUGUUGGAGGUUAUCAUUCUACAGUGCAAAGGUCGUGGUAUUGACCAGGUGGUGCCCUUGUUUGUAACAACCGCUUUGGAGCGUUUGACGCGUGAAGUGAAGACCAGCGAGUUGAGGACCAUGUGUCUGCAGGUGGCCAUCGCUGCGCUCUAUUACAGUCCUCCUCUGCUCCUCAACACACUGGAGAAUCUGCGGUUCCCCAACAACACCGAGCCCAUUACCAACCACUUCAUCUCCCAGUGGCUCAAAGACAUCGACUGCUUCCUCGGGCUCCACGACCGAAAGAUGUCCGUGUUGGGACUGUGUGCUCUAAUGGAUCUGGAUCAGAGGCCACAGGCUGUCAAUCAGGUCGCAGGUCAGCUCCUCCCCGCAGCCAUCCUCCUGUUUAACGGCCUGAAGAGGGCCUACGCCUGCAGGGCUGAACAUGAAAAGGAAGAUGAUGAUGAAGACGAGGACGGAGAGGAGGAAGAGGAGAAUGCCGAGUUGGGCAGUGAUGAAGACGACAUAGAUGAUGAAGGCCAGGAAUACCUUGAAAUGCUAGCUAAACAAGCAGGAGAGGACGGUGACGAUGAAGACUGGGAGGAGGAUGACGCAGAGGAGACCGCUCUUGAGGGUUACACGACCUCAGUGGACGACGAGGACAACCUUGUUGAUGAAUACCAGAUCUUCAAAGCCAUAAUCCAAAAUGUCCAGGGCCGUGACCCAGCAUGGUACCAGUUGCUCACACAGUGUCUCGAUGAGGAACAAAGAAAACAACUUCAGGAUAUUGCAACACUUGCAGAUCAGCGACGAGCAGCACAUGAAUCAAAGAUGAUUGAGAAGCAUGGAGGAUACAAGUUUGCAGAUCCGGUGGUGCCAUCCAAUUUCAACUUUGGUGGCAGCGCCCCUGGGAUGAAUUGAGUCCUCUCUUUCCCUUCCCCUUUCUAACUGUG